UAAGCGAGAAAUAUACGAUUCUUUUAUUAAAGAAACAGUCUGAUUUGACUCACCGAUGUUACUGAAAGUUUCGGCUCUAUUGACUUCAAGAGAAUUUGAUUCUAGCAGAAUUUUUUAAUUAAGGUGACCGUACGAAUUUUUUGAAAGAGCAAGAAGGUUUCAGUCAAAGUAAAGAAAUGAAUUUGAUAUAUCUGUAUUAGUACUAUCUUGCAUUGCUUUUCUUUCUAUUACAACUGGAUUAACGAGCUAAUUUUUUUUUAAAUUUUAGUCUAAAAAGGUUCAUUUAACAUUACCAAAAUGGGGUGGUCAAAUAUCAUCCAAUGGUAGAUAUGGUUUAUAUGCUCCAACGCGUGGUGUAUUUGAUAUAAUGGCAUUUUUUACUCCGACCAAUGAACAUGUUAUAUAUUAUCAUAAAGGUAAACGAACAAUACGUGUAUUUCGUGCAAAAGAUGGUCCUCAAUUAGUUGAUAUGAAAUGUCCAGCUAAAGUUCGGCAAGGUACUGCAACAAAUGAUGGACGAAUAUUAGUUGUCGGAUAUGAAGAUGGAGCUAUUCAAGCCUUUUUAAUUGUUGAUCGUUCCGAUGAAUCCAUGGUUGAUUAUUUACGAAGCUGGAGAAUACACCAACUUCAAUCAACAGUAGAACCAGAACGACAAGAGACUGCUGAAAGACAACUUGAAUAA
Messenger RNA from Rotaria sp. Silwood2, 682 nucleotides. The record is from the annotation of a GenBank genome assembly. NCBI's taxonomy places the organism in Eukaryota, Metazoa, Rotifera, Eurotatoria, Philodinida, Philodinidae.